ACUCAUUCUCCGAUCAGCGCGUGAACGCAGCUCGGCUGCCGCUGGCAGGAAACAAUUCUGCAAAAAUAAUCAUACUCAGCCUGGCAAUUGUCUGCCCCUAGGUCUGUCGCUCUGCCGCCGUCCACACUCGCUGCAGGGGGGGGCACAGAAUUUACCGCGGCAAGAACAUCCCUCCCAGCCAGCAGAUUACAAUGCUGCAAACUAAGGAUCUCAUCUGGACUUUGUUUUUCCUGGGAACUGCAGUUUCUCUGCAGGUGGAUAUUGUUCCCAGCCAGGGGGAGAUCAGCGUUGGAGAGUCCAAAUUCUUCUUAUGCCAAGUGGCAGGAGAUGCCAAAGAUAAAGACAUCUCCUGGUUCUCCCCCAAUGGAGAAAAGCUCACCCCAAACCAGCAGCGGAUCUCAGUGGUGUGGAAUGAUGAUUCCUCCUCCACCCUCACCAUCUAUAAUGCCAACAUCGACGACGCCGGCAUUUACAAGUGUGUGGUUACAGGCGAGGAUGGCAGUGAGUCAGAGGCCACCGUCAACGUGAAGAUCUUUCAGAAGCUCAUGUUCAAGAAUGCGCCAACCCCACAGGAGUUCCGGGAGGGGGAAGAUGCCGUGAUUGUGUGUGAUGUGGUCAGCUCCCUCCCACCAACCAUCAUCUGGAAACACAAAGGCCGAGAUGUCAUCCUGAAAAAAGAUGUCCGAUUCAUAGUCCUGUCCAACAACUACCUGCAGAUCCGGGGCAUCAAGAAAACAGAUGAGGGCACUUAUCGCUGUGAGGGCAGAAUCCUGGCACGGGGGGAGAUCAACUUCAAGGACAUUCAGGUCAUUGUGAAUGUGCCACCUACCAUCCAGGCCAGGCAGAAUAUUGUGAAUGCCACCGCCAACCUCGGCCAGUCCGUCACCCUGGUGUGCGAUGCCGAAGGCUUCCCAGAGCCCACCAUGAGCUGGACAAAGGAUGGGGAACAGAUAGAGCAAGAGGAAGACGAUGAGAAGUACAUCUUCAGCGACGAUAGUUCCCAGCUGACCAUCAAAAAGGUGGAUAAGAACGACGAGGCUGAGUACGUCUGCAUUGCUGAGAACAAGGCUGGCGAGCAGGAUGCGACCAUCCACCUCAAAGUCUUCGCAAAACCCAAAAUCACAUAUGUAGAGAACCAGACUGCCAUGGAAUUGGAGGAGCAGGUCACUCUUACCUGUGAAGCCUCCGGAGACCCCAUUCCCUCCAUCACCUGGAGGACUUCUACCCGGAACAUCAGCAGCGAAGAAAAGGCUUCGUGGACUCGACCAGAGAAGCAAGAGACUCUGGAUGGGCACAUGGUGGUGCGUAGCCAUGCCCGUGUGUCGUCGCUGACCCUGAAGAGCAUCCAGUACACUGAUGCCGGAGAGUACAUCUGCACCGCCAGCAACACCAUCGGCCAGGACUCCCAGUCCAUGUACCUUGAAGUGCAAUAUGCCCCAAAGCUACAGGGCCCUGUGGCUGUGUACACUUGGGAGGGGAACCAGGUGAACAUCACCUGCGAGGUAUUUGCCUAUCCCAGUGCCAUGAUCUCAUGGUUUCGGGAUGGCCAGCUGCUGCCAAGCUCCAAUUACAGCAAUAUCAAGAUCUACAACACCCCCUCUGCCAGCUAUCUGGAGGUGACCCCGGACUCUGAGAAUGAUUUUGGGAACUACAACUGUACUGCAGUGAACCGCAUUGGGCAGGAGUCCUUGGAAUUCAUCCUUGUUCAAGCAGACACCCCCUCUUCACCAUCCAUCGACCAGGUGGAGCCAUACUCCAGCACAGCCCAGGUGCAGUUUGAUGAACCAGAGGCCACAGGUGGGGUGCCCAUCCUCAAAUACAAAGCUGAGUGGAGAGCAGUGGGUGAAGAAGUAUGGCAUUCCAAGUGGUAUGAUGCCAAGGAAGCCAGCAUGGAGGGCAUCGUCACCAUCGUGGGCCUGAAGCCCGAAACAACGUAUGCCGUAAGGCUGGCGGCGCUCAAUGGCAAAGGGCUGGGUGAGAUCAGCGCGGCCUCCGAGUUCAAGACGCAGCCAGUCCGGGAACCCAGUGCACCUAAGCUCGAAGGGCAGAUGGGAGAGGAUGGAAACUCUAUUAAAGUGAACCUGAUCAAGCAGGAUGACGGCGGCUCCCCCAUCAGACACUAUCUGGUCAGGUACCGAGCGCUCUCCUCCGAGUGGAAACCAGAGAUCAGGCUCCCGUCUGGCAGUGACCACGUCAUGCUGAAGUCCCUGGACUGGAAUGCUGAGUAUGAGGUCUACGUGGUGGCUGAGAACCAGCAAGGAAAAUCCAAGGCGGCUCAUUUUGUGUUCAGGACCUUGGCCCAGCCCACAGCCAUCCCAGCCAACGGCAGCCCCACCUCAGGCCUGAGCACCGGGGCCAUCGUGGGCAUCCUCAUCGUCAUCUUCGUCCUGCUCCUGGUGAUUGUGGACAUCACCUGCUACUUCCUGAACAAGUGUGGCCUGUUCAUGUGCAUUGCGGUCAACCUGUGUGGAAAAGCCGGGCCCGGGGCCAAGGGCAAGGACAUGGAAGAGGGCAAGGCCGCCUUCUCGAAAGAUGAGUCCAAGGAGCCCAUUGUGGAGGUUCGAACGGAGGAGGAGCGGACCCCAAACCAUGAUGGAGGGAAACACACAGAGCCCAACGAGACCACGCCACUGACGGAGCCCGAGCUGCCUGCCGACACUACGGCCACUGUCGAGGACAUGCUGCCUUCUGUCACCACCGUCACCACUAACUCUGACACUAUCACCGAAACCUUUGCCACUGCUCAGAACAGCCCCACCAGUGAGACCACCACCCUGACCUCCAGUAUUGCCCCGCCGGCCACGGCCACGCCUGACUCAAACUCUGUACCGGCUGGCCAGGCCACCCCUUCCAAGGGGCCCAGCGCCUCUGCCCCCUCCCCGGCCCCAGCUUCAGCCCCCAAGGUCGCCCCCCUCGUUGACCUGAGCGACACCCCGACCUCAACCCCUGCCGCUAGCAAUUUGUCUUCUAGUGUCCUGGCUAACCAAGGGGCUGUCCUCAGCCCAAGUGCCCUCGCUAGUGUCGGGGAGGCCUCUAAGGCUCCUCCGGCCAGCAAGCCCACCCCUGCACCAGUCCCCACCCCGACUGGGGCAGCCAGUCCUCUAGCAGCAGCGGCUGCCCCUGCCACAGAAGCCCCUCAGGCCAAGCAGGAGGCUCCCAGCACCAAAGGCCCGGACCCGGAGCCCACCCAGCCCGUAGCUGCGAAGAGCCCGGCCGAGGCAGCCACAGCCCUUGCUAGCCCGAAGAGCGAGGCUGCCUCCGUCAGCACCACAAACCCUUCCCAGGGCGAGGACUUUAAAAUGGACGAAGGGAACUUCAAGACCCCAGAUAUUGACCUUGCAAAGGAUGUUUUUGCAGCCCUGGGCUCUCCUGCUCCCGCCGCUGGGGCCAGUGGACAAGCCCCUGAGCUUGCUCCUUCCACUGCAGACAGCUCUGUUUCGCCUGCGCCAGCAAAGACCGAGAAGGGCCCCGUAGAAGCAAAGCCAGAGUGCCAGGAGACAGAAACGAAGCCAGCGCCAGCCGAAGUCAAGACGGUCCCCAAUGACGCCACACAGACAAAGGAGAACGAGAGCAAAGCAUGAUGGGUGAAGAGAACCGAGCAAAGAUCAAAAUAAAAAGUGACACAGCAGCUUCACCAGAGCAUUUCCAACACCACAGACACACACACGCACACGCACGCGCACGCACACACACACACACACACACACACGCACACACAUCUCAUUUCUCUAGUGUCUUUUGCCUUUAAAAAAAACUAAACAGAUAAAACAUGGGAAUCUCCUUUUUGUAGGUUUAUAGAAAGGGUCCCUUUGUUGCACACUCACUUGUAAGAAAAUGAGACAAAAAGGUUAAACCCACAGCCAAACUAGGACACUCCGUUCCCUGAAACCAUUUAAAAAUCAGACAAAAGGACCCCAAAUUAAGAAUCUAGGAAGCUCAGAAACGAAAUCUAGGUUCAGGAAGACCACACUUGGUGUUACCCGAUUAGCACAGACCAGUUUCAGAGAAAUACUUUCAGGCACUAAGACUAAUCGAAUGAACAAAGUCCACAGUUUAUUUUUAUACUUUCAGUCAAGUUUGAACUCUGUAAAACCUCAUAAAUAAGUUAUAAUUUCUGUUCACUUUGUAUUUGUUCAGUAUGCAAAGUGUGUCACCCUUUCUAGCUGAAUUCAAUUCCCACGUAGACUCUUAUUUUAUAGGACGAAUGCCAAAUUGCAGCUUCUGGGGGUAGAUCUCAAUCUGCAGUAUUCAGACUUCUUUUUCUUUCUUUUACAUUCUUUUUUUUUCUUUCUUUCUGCCAACUUUGUUUUCCAGUGUUUACAAGGUGACAAAUGUUUGACUUUGGUUGUGUUUAAAUGUCCGUGUAAAAUAGCUGCCUUUUAUUUUUUAAGGUAACAAAUACCACCCAGAGGUAGGUAGGAUCAUCCCACGCUUGCUUUAGCACAGGACAACUUUACAAAACAUGAUUGUUUACAGCUGCUCUUCCCCUCUUUUCUGAUCUGCAGUUUUUGCCUGGGUCCCACUCAGGUGAAAAUCCAUCUCAUUCUGGAAUGGUUUUGCUUUUGAAUUUUUGGUUACUUUUGUGUUUCUUUGGGGGUUAGACCACUUUCUGAUUAGCCGCCACCUGCCUGCAUCUGUGAAAAGGGAUCUGCUCCCAGGCGUUCUCACCCUUCUUUUGAAGGACUCCUUAGGCUUUGUUGAAUGAAGCAGAGAAGAUUGUAUAGUUGGGGCUGGUCUUGGUGAACACACAUUACCCCACACAUCCCCUUUGUGUAGAAAGCCAAAUAAAAUAUAUACAUACCAUUUCCUUUUGAGCCCAGAAUCUAGAUUUGAGCGGAAGAGCAUGUGUGCUUCAGGGAAUUAGUGUCUUUUUUUGGAAAUCUGUUGAAGUAAAGUAACAUCGGCCUUCUGUUCACUUAGGCAGCAUUUAUAGAAACAAAAGAAGAAAGAAACAACCUACUGUCUGGAGUCAUAACACAACUUUCCUGGAUUGGAAACCAAGUGGGGGAAAAAAUACAGAAACUUUAAGGGGGAUGGGAGGGGGGGAGAAGGGAAAAGCCAGCCCUUUGUAUAGAAAUUUUGCUUUUUUUUCCCUCAUUCUACUUUAGAACUGCAAGCUUGUGCACUGUGGAUGCGUGAAUAUUUUAGUGUGAAACGUGUUUUUGUCAUAGUAUUGAAAUAAAACUUCAACAUAGUUUGGUUGUGGAAGGUAUAGCAGAUAGUUCAGAAAAAAUAUUCAGGAAACAAAAAUCACUCUUAAAAGGAAUCGAAGCCUUUAAACAAAGAAAAUGAAAUACAGAUGAUGAUGAUGAUGAUGAAGAUGAUGCUAAGUAAACAGAAAUCAGUACUCCGCAUGCGCUCCUCUCCUAAGGUACAAAGCAGCAAGGGGUUAGGGUGGCAAGGCUGCCUCUGGGUCCAUUCUGUGGGCCACUCUCCCCGACGUUCUGACACUUCUGCAGUCUGAUCAGUGGCGAUGGUAGAUUAUAAUUUCAAACUGUGAAGAAUAAUGGUCUUGUCAUUUGCUCAAUGUGGGGUUAUGUUGCAUUUUCUCAGCUCCUGGGGACGGAAAUGGAGGAUCCCAGAACACACAGCCCUGGCCCCUUUGAUUCUAGGGCCUGCACAGAUCUCUGGUUCAAAUGCACAGGCCCUCAGAAUAGAGGAACAUGAAGAGAGAUCUUAGAGCACACAGUAGAAUGUGAGAGCCUGGGUGUCUGAGACCGGGAGGGCCCAGCAGUGAGGGGCAGGCUCUUCUGGUCACCAGGCUGUUCAGUGGACUCAGUUCUUCAUCUUGUAAUGUCGAUGGCUUUGCCACACCAGGCCAAGCCCAUGCCAUACCUUGUCAAGACUGUCAAAGUGGUUGUGGUUAGGUCAAACUGGUUUUGGUUCUGAUGGUUAGGAAGAAACAGGUCAGCCCUCAGAUCACCUGGCCCGGGACAGCUGACCCCCUAGAACCCUGGCUCUGCCAUUAGCUAGGACCUAAGACUCUGCCCACAUUUUGCUCUGUUCUCUCCCAUUACACAUAGGUUUGUCUCAGCAUGCAAGAGUUUUCCUUUAAAAAAAAAAAAAAAAAAAAAAAAAAAGCAAUGCUUUCUCUAAAAUCGAAGAGGGAGUCAUUUUAUUCCAAGAUGUUUUAUCUUUUAUGUUAAGAGAUCAAAGCUUAUAAUUUUCUUUUUUAAUUUUUGAAGGAGGGAUCAACUCCAGUUUCCAAUGUCUAUGUGUCUAUGUGUGUAUGUGCCAUACAUAUGUAUUCACAUGAAGACCGGCAUGGCCAAGUUCUGCUGGAGGAGCACUCAAGUGUGACGAGCAGGGCCACUGGACCCUGCAGGGCUGUGGUGUAUAUAGUGCAGCUUUGGAGGUGGAACUCUAUUUUCACACUUUUCUAUGGAGCCUUCCGAGUCCCAGGUUUUCACUUGAGGCUGUCUGUCUGGAUGGCGGUUUUCAGACCUCCAUUAACAUCCCUACCCAGCAUUCUGUACUUCGGGGGCCUUCUCUCUUGUUAUAAAACUUUUUACCAAGUGAAACAUCGAUACCACCUUUGUUUCCAUUCUCACUGGUGUAAAUACUGAGUACUAACUGAGAAUUUUGACUUUGCAUUCUGUCGGAAUACUUGUGUUCAAUAAAAAUUGAAAGAAAAAAGCUA
This is a messenger RNA of Pan troglodytes (chimpanzee), 6640 nucleotides long. RefSeq names its product neural cell adhesion molecule 1 (gene NCAM1). The record is from RefSeq and is a predicted model, not a curated record. Gene Ontology annotation, biological process: cell adhesion. Gene Ontology annotation, cellular component: neuron projection; membrane. Bases 192 to 3581 code for a protein of 1129 amino acids. Gene Ontology annotation, molecular function: protein binding. The transcript has 20 exons. NCBI's taxonomy places the organism in Eukaryota, Metazoa, Chordata, Mammalia, Primates, Hominidae.